Pocillopora meandrina is the source of this 7920-nucleotide messenger RNA. NCBI's taxonomy places the organism in Eukaryota, Metazoa, Cnidaria, Anthozoa, Scleractinia, Pocilloporidae. The record is from the annotation of a GenBank genome assembly.
CUCCUGCUCAACCAGGUUGGCACUAAGAAGCCGUCGAGACUAUCACCGUCAAGCGAGACCAGCAUCGUGUGUUGUUAUAACUUGUUUUUCGUUUCCAAAGAUGUAGAUUCAAAUAUAUUUCGUAGCAUUUCGUUUUCUUGGCAGAACAUUACCAAAGCGUGAAACCUUCGAGAGCUUCAAGAGGCUGUGAAAUAAUUUUCUAUCGGAGAAAGUCUUGUUUCAUUUCGAGAGUUGUCAGUUCCGGGAUAGUCGCGUUAAACAGUAGCUCAACGGGCCGUUGCUUUCGCUUAUUUUUCCCUUUCUGGGAGCUGGAAAAUCGAUUUGAGGAGUUUGGUUGAGUUUUAAUUGGACUGUAGAGGGUCCUCAGUGUAUGGAUAUGGUUGUCAAGAUUAUGCAGGCCCGCUUUCCCUCUCAAUUUGACCAAGAAAAGUACUCUACUCCUUUGUUUAAGAAUUUACGGGAGAAGGCAAGGAAGAGAACUGCUCACGAAGCGUUUUCUAAAACUGCGGACGCCCUCGAUGAUCUUGAACUAGCUCCUAGGAUUAAACGUGUCGUUCGGCGGCCACCGCCUGCCUUAACGAUAUAUGUACGCAGAGAGAGCGAGAAAGCGUACAAUGCUAUAAUGCUGGAAGAAGUAACAGUCGAAAGUUUAAAACUGGCGUUGUCUGAGAAGUACGGCACUCCGUCAGAUUCAAUCACGAGUUUCGCUCUUCGAUGCAAAGAAGGGUAAGUUGAAUUUAAUCUCGUUAGAGAGUGGAGAUUUCACGAUCUUAGUCCUAAAUCAAAAAUGAAAGGCAGGAAGUGUGUACGAAGGGGAGUAUCGAAGUUGUUUAUUUUUAGUAUACUUACGCAUGCUAGAUGAUCGUAUGUGCACGAGUUUACGAUAUUUUCCCCUCGUGAGCUGUCGCUAGUUUUUGCUCGAAACAGCUGACCGUGUUUAGUUUGUGUUAGAAGUCAUUUUGCUUACUUUGUUGUUCAGUUCUGCAAGGUGAACUAUUGAGACGUAAAAGAUUUGCAUUCUCUCCAUAUUAGUCGUAGCGAGUUUUGCGAAACAAUAGAUUCGAUUUUCAUUUAUAUUGCAUACUUCAAGGGUUUUGAAUUUAUUCGAAAAAUAAAGCAUUGAUUCUCAUCCUCCCUUUCAAUGUACGAGGCGCUUCUGAAGCUUAUUUUGCGUGUUUGCUGUCAUGAUUUUUAUGGCGUAUCUUUCGCUUCACUCGCGUUUGCCGGCCUGGGUUAGCUCAUAGUUCAUGUUUCUUGGCACGUGGUAACUUGUUAUUCCAGUUUCUAACCGGUUUAUUUACUCCUCCAUUCAUUUCUUCGAUCGAUGAGUAUUUCUUUCAAAUUCUGAGUUUGGCUUUUUGAAGGUUUUUCUUUUUUGUUAGUACUUUUGGUUCGACUGAUUAAAUCUUGUUUACUGUUGCAUUUACUCGUCAAAGCUGAUUGUCGUGUUGAUCCGGUUGAAAGGAAUGAUUCCCAGAACUCGUUACCCUUGUCAUGCUAUUAUAUUCGCUUGUGGCUUUGUUGUUGACGUUAAUUGUAAAUUAUUUCAUGAAAAAGGCUUUUAUUUAUCUUAAUGAAUCGUCGAGAUUUUUAUGUCAAGGGAGUGAAAUCGUGACAGUGCAAGUUUUUUUUUUACUGUUGUUGUUUUUAAUUCCAUCAACAAUAACCGACAACGAGAUCUCAACGGGUUUUUUUGGAAUGUUUCUUUUGAGAGUUCAAAGUUCGUUUGGUUCUGUGCAUUGUUUAGGUGUUUGUGUCGUUAUUUUCUAAGUGAAGGCCAACCAUUUAAUACAAUUUCUAAAUUAUUGUCCCAUAAAUUUUCAUCAAAAUUUCACGCUUACUUCAGUUCUUGGUCUUCAGAUUUUAACAAUUAACAUUAAAAGUUUGUUUACAACGUCUAACUAUUUUGAUUUUUCUUCUUAAUGUGACAGUAGUUUUGUCUUCUUUUUUGUUGUGAACAAAUUCCACAUUUUGGAAUACAGUAACUACGUUUUUAAAACUUCUUGAAGGUUUAUACCCUCAGUAUUUGCGUAGGGUAAGAUUUGGAACUUUUUGGCCUUGUCUCAGCAUGUUUGUACUGACUAUACAAUAGUUUUCAAUGAACCCCUUCCCUUGCUUCCUGCCUUUUAUUGCAAUUAGAUAUAAAUUGUAUAAUUGGAAAAUGCCAAAGUGAUGUCUUUUCUACUCUGACAACAACACUGUUUUUGACAUGUUGUUAAAAUUUUUAAAAUUUACACUGUCAUAAUUUGGGAGAUGUUAGUUUGCCCGGCAAAUUGUUCUUGUUUCAUGCAGUAGAAGAGUAUCAGUUUGGUACAAUAGUAAAAGUUAUUUUUACCUAGUGCUAUUCACAGCAUGGCUCAUGUGACAUGGCCAUUUGGAAAAAAAUGAAAAAUAUAUGUAUUUGCUUCUGCGAUAUUUCAAAGGAAGGUUGUUGUGGCUUAUUUGACUUUUGUUUUCUUUGUGCCAUUCUGUGAAUAAGAUCUGGAUUAAAAGGGAUUAAUGGAGCAAGUUGGGGCUGUUUGUGUGCAUAUUUGUGGUUAAUUGACUUAACAGUGCUAAACCAUGAUUGUAAUGGAAUUAGUGUUGAUGCUUAAAUGUUUUAGUAAGCCAUGUGUAUAAGUCUGUUUGUCAUUGUACUGUAUUUUUGACAUGUGUUUAUUGACCGCUGGGGGUAUUGGAAGGGUUGGAAUGAGUAAAUAGUACACAUUUCAAUAUCCCACCAUUUAAUUUCUGACUUUGUGAUGCAACCCGACAUGUAUACUUAAAUGUGUCCCACAAACAAGUAUCAUUGCACAAAGUAGCAUUGACAUGGACUUCAUAAAUGACAAACUGGGCAAAUUCAAUUAGGAUGAUCUGUUUUGUUUCAUGUCCCCAUUGUUUUGAAUUUCAAGGUUGCAGUCUGGCAGGUCAUGCGCUAAUUGGGAUAUUGACUUGUAUAAUUUAUCCAUGCUCAGUGGUAUACUUUAAUCUGGGAAUAUAAUCCUUUUGAUUGUUGCUGUUUUGAUUGUAGCUAAUGUUCCUCCUCAGUGCAAGGCUGACUGGUACAGUACACAGUUUGUUAGCUUUGAUUUAUGUUCCUUCACUGCAUUUAGCAUGGUUUACUCUAGUCCAAAAGUAUGAAAAUAAAUUUCUAGUUAUUAAUAUUUGGGCUGGGGUCACACUUACCCUGGCAUCAUUCCAAGCUGUGGCUCACAAACAUUCUUCUUGCUGUUGAUUGUAUAACAUAAACAUAUAAGCCAUCUUAAACAGGUACAAAUUCAAUUGUUGUGGUUUUGCAAAGUCAGGCCUAAUUUCUUACACAGCUUCUGUGUAUUUAGUAUAAAUCUAAACUCCAUAUCAAAAUUUUGUAGGGUAAUAAAUUGUUAAAUUUAAAUGAAAGACUCUGGUUUUUGAAGAAACAAAGACAAAAUUAUCUCUACCCUAAACUUUGCUUGUUUUGUAAAGUAGUGUACUUAGAUGCAGUAAAUGAACUGAUAAAUAAAAAUAACCCAGGAAAUAACCAGAAGAGAAGAGGAUUGAAGGCUUUGACACACAUUUGAAAUUGCCAACUUUCCAUCUGUAAACAAUAGUUCAAGGGAGGUCUGAGGUACGAAAUGUUUAUGAAUACUCAAUUUUGGUUGAAGUGAACAUGGACUUCCAAGUUAUACAGGGUUUUUCCGAAAAAUAAGCUGUCAUAUCUAAUUGUAGAUGAAAAUACAGAAGAAUUUUUUUUGAUGGGUUGACUCAGUAAUUUUAUUUCACUUUGGAGUGCAGAAAUUUAACAUAAAAUUAUGUCAUAUCUAACAAAGUAAAGGAUGUAGAAUGAUGCAGGUGGCACAGUUUGGUAUUGUGGAAUUUUUUGAUCGAUUGUUCUGAAGUGUGACCCCAGCCACUAGAAAAAAUGAUUGAAAAAUAGUCUUUGCAGUAUGGUGAUUUUGCUUGGUUCUCAAAUUGAGACCAUCAAUCCAAGCAGGCAGGUACUCUUUGAGGAGAUAUUUUCAAACCAGGAAAGUUAUUUCCUUGCUCCCAAUUCAUUUUACGGCAUCCUGUUUUCUUUUUGAAAUUGUGAUGGCCUUGGUUUCCUCAAUAACUGAGAGCACUAGAGGAAAAUAGACAAAGUGACACAACAGUUUGGAAUCUAGUUUUACUGCGGAAUUGCAUGGUGAAUGUAAAUAGGUUUUGUACGUUAGUUUAUUGUUUGAAUUUUGCAGCAACUGAGUGGGCACAGUUGGUAGGGCCUCCUGGACGUCUGCAGAUGGAGUUUUGCACACCUUCGAAGUUGCAGGGUAGCAUAACAUUUAACAGAAUUUUAAAAGAACGCUAGCCAUACCAAAGCAAUUUUAUUGUAAAAAUCUCAAACCAAUCUCAAAGAAAUCUGUUUCUAUUGUUGCUAUCUAAUUGUUGGUCAUGAGUAGUCCAAAAGAACUUAUGUUGUUAGUAUCUGUUAAUUUUGCUGAAGGGAGUUUUAACAUUAUAUACAGUUUGAAUGGAAAAGGAAAAAAGAAAGAACAUUCAGGAACAUUUUCUGAUUGACUAUUCCAGACAUAAUGUGGAAGCCAACAUAAAUCUGUAAUUGGCUUUCAGAACUGCAGUUUUACAUGAAAUUCUUCCCUUUGCAAGCUUGGCAGUUGAGAAGUAUACAUUGAUAUAAUGUUAAACUCCACUUAAUUGCACUUUUGUGUCAAAAGUCAAUGCUGCAAGGGUUCACAGUUUGUAGUGCUUCAUAUCCAUUGAGGUAGACAUGGUUACAAAAGUCUUGAAGGGACUCAAAUAAGACUGAAUUUGUACACUCUUGUUUGUCUGCUUUGAUGAUUCUGUUUGGAUUUCUUGAAGAAAUCUAACCUCUAUAACCUUUCACUCACCAAAAAAGAUCAUGUUAUCAAACAGAAGUCCUAUUUAUUUAAAUUUUUGUAACAGUGUCUGUCUCAGGAGUGGUUCUUGUCAGAACUUAAGUAGCUUGGUGUGCAAGUGAUAGUGUGUUGUCAUUGUGAUGGUUGGGGGAGAAUAUUGUUUCAUGUUGCUUUGUGUGGGCUUUGAUCAAACUGCGCUUGAAUACAAGAGCAAGUGACAAAUAGCAUAUUUACAAGCUAUCUGUGAUCCUACCUCCUGUCAUUUUGGUUAGCCAGAUACAGUUUGUUUUGUUGGCUUGGUUUAAAAUUUAUUUUCUUGACUAUUUUGCUCUUGAAGUGACAAGUGGUGAGGUUUUAAGCAAUAGUAAAUUUUAGUUGCUGCUCUUUUGGUUUAUCAGCAAUGUGUUUGCUAUAGUUUCUUGCCCUUGUAUUAAGAUUCAGUGGGAGAUAACAGUGCAUAGAAUAUUGUUUGUCUAAUACAGCUUUUCUUAUGUGACAUAUAAUUUUCCCUCAAUCUGGCUAAAUAAAUACAAACAUUACAUAAUAUGUGAAAUUUAUUUGAAACCAAUCAGUUCACUGUAAAACAAUAUGUAAAAAAUUAAAGCAGCAAAAUUUCACAGGGUGAAAUUUUAAAUUUUGACACCCAGUCUUCUAUGCACAGAUGUGAUGUUGCAUGAUUGUUUUGUACUGAUGUAUUCCUUCUACAGUCUCAUUUUACAAAUGAUAGAAACAUUACUCUAAACCCUUUGCUUUGUGAUUAUUAUCUUGUAGGACUGCCUCGGAAAUUGAUGAUAAAGCUGUGGAGGCCUUUGUCGAUGAGGAUGAUUUUAUCAUAUCCUUAGACUACAAUGAAAAAAUGGGAGUUUGCAGUGUAGUCUUGGAGACAUCAAGCUGACAAAUAGUGUUGGAGGUUCAUGACCUGGUUUUCUACUUUGCCAAGUUGGAGGACAUAAUUUACAAGUUAUAUUGACUUUGCAUAUUUUGUGGAAGUUCACUGCUAGUUAUGUCAACAAGGAGAAAUAUAUAUACAGUAUGUUUCUUUGUGAUAUAAGUUGAUUGUAAGAGUGGAAUUUCUCUGUAACAUGGUGUUCAGGAGGUUUUUCUUUUCUGGAGUAACUUAUUACUAUGAGGAAUUUUCAAUCAUGCAACUCUGAUAAUAUAUCUAGCAUAACUUAACCCUUUAACUCCCAAGAUCUGAUCAUCAAUUCUCCUUUCAAGCUGUUGCAAAUUUCCUUGUGAAUUAGUUCUAGGCUGUCAUUUUGACUUGCUGCCAAAUUUGUCUUCCUAAUUUACAAGAAAUUUAAGUUUAAUAGAGAAUUUCAGUUCUCAUCUUUGUAGUUUAAGGGUUAGAUUUGAUGUACUCUCCUGAUAGGGAGCAAUAUUUGUGGCAUAGGACAUGCCCAUAUGACAAGAUUUGUAAUUUUUAUUUGUAGUAAAAUAUUUCCAGUACAUUUUCUGGAUAAGAUUGUAUAUUUGUACUAAGAUAUACUAUAUCAUGGGGAGAGAGUUGUUUUGUAAUUUAUUUCAUCGCAAAAAAUCAACAAAAGUUAAGUGUUACUCCAACAAAAAGAGUAUUAUUCUGGUCACAGUGUAAAAAUUUAUGUGUAAGCAAUAUUAUUCACUUUGGAUAGUUUAUGUUAUUUCCUUUUACAGAAAAAUCAAUUUUGUAUUUUAAUUCUUGUAGAGCAAUUUCAAGAGAGAAACAUGACUUCCAGACUUAGUUUUUGUCUGGUUUUCUGUUUCAUUUCAUGUUUUUUAUUAUUUUAUAACAAGUUGUCAAAUUUCAUUCAUGAUUCAGUGCUGUGUAGACUUAGCUUCCAUGUUUGAAGCAUUUAAGAAAAUUUUUGUCAAAGACUUGGUUCUAAGGUAAUAUUUGCCAUUUUUCUGAAGGAAAGACCUCUGUUAAGUAACUAAGAUGCAGACCUCUUCAGAAAUCAAACUCCGAGUAGUGGCUGCACAUUAUUUCAUGGGUGAAGGUAGAAACUGAAAGUUUUCUUUCUCAGGAAUAACUUUGUCACAGUAAUAUCUGACCUUUCUUUAGGAAUUAAAACUUUCUUUUGUUGUUUACAAUCAAAAUUAAGCAACUUUAAAGAUGCAAGUAUUUCUUUGAUCAAAGCAUAAUAAACACAGAAAAAUAGAGCAAAAAGCAGGCUCCUUUUUUCACAGCUGUGUUUUUGAAGCUGAGAAUCAGUAUAUCCCAAACAACUUUGCUAAGUGCCAACCAAUUUCCAUCACCUGAAAUUUAGCCAUGCAGAGUUUUUAUGCUAUUAUUCCUGUUACAGCUGUCAGGAUCACUUAUAAUUUAAUUUUCAAGUACAGGGGUGUAGCUAGCCUGAAGGCCCGGUCCUAAUAUUUUUCUCCACACACUACUUUAACAUCAUGACUCUGGCAAAUGUUGAAACAAAGAUGGAACUUUCAUAGGGGACUAGCCUAAAACAAUUCAAAAACAUGGCUACACCCCAGAGGUAGAUAUAAGAGCUGAAGGUUUGCAACUAAAUCACUGAAAAAUUGUGUGGGAUUAUUUUUUACUUCAUAAUAGAAACUUGCUCGUAGUUAUUAUUUUUUUUUACAAUUUUGAUCCCUGGAUGCAUUUUUUUUUUCUCCAAUUAAAAAAGAUACUUGGUUCUUUUUUAUCCUAUAAUUUUAGUUAACCCUUUAACUCCCAUGAGUGACCAAGACAGAAUUUCUCCUUACAUUAUCAAUACAAAAUCAAGAAGACAAGUGAUGAGAAUCAAGAAAAGUAUCAAUUAGGGGAUUAUUAGUAGAUCCAAUACCAAAUUCUCAGAAUUAACAUCUGAAGAAUUGUAUAGCAGACAGUAAGGAGAAAUACUAAUGAGAACUAGGGAGUUAAAGGGUUAAGAACCAAAAUUGUUCCCUUGCCUGCUAGCCAGAAUAAAUUUGGUUAAAUGCUUAAUUACUGAUAAGUGAAGGGUGAAAGAGGUGAUUUUCUCUAAUCUCAAUUCAUUAAGGCAAACAAGACACUUUCCGUCUCUUGUUAGUGUUGGUUAUGAGGCAGCAUACUGUCUUGAAGAGAAUGGGUUGUCACUAUUGAACCUGGCAACAGUCAAUAAACUGGUGAAAUAUAAAGAUG